Molecule: messenger RNA, 2447 nt
Organism: Erpetoichthys calabaricus (reedfish)
Lineage: Eukaryota; Metazoa; Chordata; Cladistia; Polypteriformes; Polypteridae
Gene: fgf6a
Product: fibroblast growth factor 6a
Exons: 3
Coding region: 729-1349 (206 amino acids)
Biological process (GO): positive regulation of gene expression; positive regulation of cell population proliferation; fibroblast growth factor receptor signaling pathway
Cellular component (GO): cytoplasm
Molecular function (GO): growth factor activity; fibroblast growth factor receptor binding
Source: RefSeq, a predicted model, not a curated record
UAGAAAGCAGUGGCCAUCACUCGCUUUAAUCUGAACGUUGCACAUAAUGAAAUGCUUGCGUGCCUGGUUGAACAGAAGUUACGUCUCCUAAUGUAAACUCACUGAAUGCGCAGCGCAGGAAGUAGCUUACAGGAUUAUCAUUGCUCUCUGGUGACUUCUGCACUGUUUUUACACCUUCCUUCUAAAUAAGGAAGCAGCUCGCUAGACAUAUGACCAUGAGACCAAUUUGGGUGCUGUCAAAAACCCCAUCACAUCCCAUGAUCACACAAAGCCAUCCAAUGAAACUGAAUUCCCACCUCACUGGUGGAAUGAAGGCGCACAUCUGAACAACUCGAAGACUUGGCAUUGCAGACCAGGGGCUUCACUUCUUGCUGGAUUGCAGAUUUACUUUUGGAGAGAUGGCGAAACGCGAGUGACGUCACACAGGCGUGGAUGGAUGGAUGGUGAUCUGGGUACACGGCACGGGUGAUAAGGCUACCCUCCGCGGCCGUCGGCGUUGUCAGUUCAGAGAGCCAAGGGGCUGCAAAACAUGGUCAGCGCCACCUCCAUCACAAGCUCCGUUGGUCACUCGCAAUUCUCAACGCUGCUCACGGGCUUUAGUUUCAUGUCCGACACUCUGAUCUGCCUUCCAAAAAUAAGCCACUGCCAACAUGCUAAAGGAAGAAAAAUAAGAAGGGCGGUAUUUUUAGGGCCAUUAAUUUUGACCACGUGCCCAGAAGGUGAACCGGAUGGCCAUUGCGCAAAGGCCGCUCAUCACUAUGUCCUACGAGGCCAGCACUCACUGGACGCUGUAUAGGAUUGUACUUCUGGGGCUGCUACUCGGGAUUGUGUCAUCAUAUCCAAUUCCAAGCAGGACUAAUGGCACUUUGUUGGAGAGAAGAUGGGAAACUCUGUUCUCCAGGUCCAUUCUUGGGAUCUCUGGGGAGAAAUCAGACCUGAACUGGGAAAGUGACUAUUUGCUGGGAAUCAAGCGAGUCAGGAGGCUUUACUGCAAUGUGGGCAUCGGCUUUCACCUUCAGGUCCUCCCAGAUGGAAGGAUAAAUGGUGUACACACUGAAAACCAGUACAGUUUGUUGGAAAUCUCAACAGUCGAACGAGGAGUGGUUAGCUUAUAUGGAGUGAAAAGUGAUUUGUUUGUGGCAAUGAAUAGCAAAGGAAGAUUGUAUGGAACGGCCAUUUUUCAAGAUGAGUGCAAAUUCAAAGAAACCUUGUUACCAAACAACUACAAUGCCUAUGAAUCUUCAGUGUACAGCGGCUCAUAUAUCGCAUUAAGUAAACAUGGAAGAGUGAAAAAAGGAAGUAAAGCCUCACCUUCAAUGACAGUGACACAUUUUCUUCCAAGAAUAUAAGGAAAACAUCCAUUGAUUACCUACUAAUUUGCACAUGUGAAUAUUCUCCCAGGUAAAAGAAAAUCACUUCAUCAUAUGUAUAUUUGGUUUGAUCUAUUUGUAUGAGGUCUCUUAUCUAUGCCACUUGCUGCUUAUUGUUUAAAAAGGACCGAAUGGUCUAUUCUCAUAUGGGUGCUUGCCAUGACUGCUAAAGAAAUUUUACCCUGCCAUAAAGGAUGACAAAUAUCUUUAGCUUUUAGACGUGCAAUGGAUAUUUUUUAUUACCUCAAAUGGCAGCCUUCUGCCUGACAAGGAUACAUGAAGACAGACUCAGUGGAAUUCAGUGCCUUUUAAAACCCUUGGAGGAUGGUAUGGUAUUCAGAAAUUUCCCAGUGCUAUCAUGAAGAAUGCCACUUCAUUUCUGUUUCACCAAACUUAUACUGACAAGGCCUUUGGACUCUUAUUUCAUAGCACUUUGGAAUCUGAUUAAACAGACCGCACUUACAAAUCAAAUUUUUGGUUGCCAUGUAAUUAAACAGCAAUUUUUAAUUCAGGGUUUGAUACUAUGGGUGCAUCAAAACAUUUUAUGCCAGGAAUAAAGAAAAAUUGCUGCAAACAAGAUGAGAACAAUGUGUCCUUAAAUACAUAAUGUAUGGUUACAUGCAAAGGCUGCUCUGUGUUACAUUCAGAAUAGUUUUUCUUUUGAUAGAAAACAAAAAAACUCCUUUUUAUUUAGGAAAGACUUAUGGCACACCAUAUGCACAUCUCAUUGUUUAUAUAACCCUGCAAGAAUGCUAGUCAUGCUUGGUGUAGGUUCCUUCCAAAAUAUCUGAGAAGACUCCUAUUUCGGAUGUCAUUAUAAAUGUCGGUCAAUGGAAGCCUUUAAAUUCUUGUAGUUAUGGGUCCUCUCCCAUUUAAACCAUUUUUAGUCCAAGGUCAGGACUGUGUCCAAGCUAUGCACGUUCUUUUGCUUUAAGGGUUAGCACAGUCAGGUUUGGUCAUAACUAACAAAAGAGAAGUAAACAUAUAAGGAAAGCUGGAUAGAAUUGGAAACAUGUAUACGGUAUAGUGAAGAAGAGUGUAAUGAUAAUGUGGCACAUCUUUGUUAUCUGUUACAUU